AUCAUCAAUCAGGUUUGAGGAGGCAGAGCAUGGCGCAAAAUGGCCCUUGACAUUUUUCAGAAAACGAACCAUGGUAAUUUCAACACAGGAGAAGUCGGUUCGUUCCAGUCGCUCCCGUCCACUUCGUCAUGCGUCGUCUUUUCUCCUCGCCGAAAAAGACCAGUGAAGGCCGGCACAGUUCAAAGGAGAGAGCUCGCAAAUUCGGCGGCUUGAAAAGGUCAAAAUCAUCUAAGGUCAUCGUGGAAGAUGAAGAACGUACGCUUUCGUCCUCUUAUUGGGAUGACCUACCAGUCGAGAUCCAAAUUUCAAUAUUUGUGGAAUGUAGUGUCUACGACUUCCUACCUUUGAAGCUUGUCUGUCGCGGGUUUUACGAGGUCCUGACCCGUCAUGAACUUGUUAUCGCGCAAGAAUACCUACGACGUCGACGUCAUGAUACACUCCCAUCUACUAUCGACCACGAGCGGACAUAUACAAUGAACCCCGAGGACGAUGUCGUUCUUCUUUCCGACUUAUUUCCUCCUACGAAGAGCGCUAGAGGUGGCUAUCUAUAUACCUUUCGAUACUUGCAUACCUUGCGACGCCGGCAGGACACUUGUGCCCGGCUGUCUUAUUACUUGGCAAAUCGUGUGAUGGACCGAUUCUUCGAUUCCAACCAAACUUUUGUUAAGGGCAUGUCAGCUUCCAAAUCAGAGCGUGAUCUGAUGUUUGAACAUGGAAUUGCACAUUUGAAGUUCAACUUCAUUCCUCUAACAGACUUACGCUUCCGCACGAAAGGAACAUUUGAAUCAUUUAUUAAGAGAUUACGAAGCGGGAAGGCUCCCCGUACCCAUCCCUCCGAACGACAAACUGAGUUUGUUGAUCCCACCUGGAUUGGUGGGCUUCUGACAGCAUCUGGACUUGGAAGGGUUGUUGAAUACUUUUCCGCUGAGAUAGGGGAUGGAGUUAAAAUUCGAACGCGGCGUAGAGAUUUCAUGAUCAACUUCGAGAAGGACAUAGAUCGUUAUGUGCGAGAGGAGAUGCAUCCAUACGUCUACGUACUCCCACCAAGUGGCCAGCCGCAUUACCCUACCGUUCAUGAGGUCUGGCUGGACGCUGCUAUACGUGAGUUGAGAUCCCGAGAUGCGAUUCCUCACGAUCCGGGGAAGCUCACGAUCUGGAACGGAGCCCCGAUGCUUAUGGCGUGUGACAAUUGCCUCGCAGCCGAAGGUUGGACGAUUGCGUAG
Messenger RNA from Talaromyces stipitatus ATCC 10500, 1223 nucleotides. RefSeq names its product F-box domain protein. Lineage: Eukaryota; Fungi; Ascomycota; Eurotiomycetes; Eurotiales; Trichocomaceae. The record is from RefSeq and is a predicted model, not a curated record. The coding region runs from base 129 to 1223 and encodes 364 amino acids. The transcript is spliced from 4 exons. Gene Ontology annotation, molecular function: protein binding.